AUGGCAUCUACGAAUCUACGAGAAAGGUCUAAGCCACAAAAACCAUUGCAGCAGCCGCGCAGCUCAGCAUACGAGCCGACCGGAACACCGUCCAACCAAACCGAAACCGAAAGCGCAGCAACGUCGACCAGACCAACCCCGCAGUCCAUGUAUGCUUCACGGUCUACAGGGUCAAUAUUCGACCAGCGUGACAUUCUUUUUCAAUUUCAGACACGACAACCGAGCACUCCUGGUAUCCCAUCGCCGUUCGGAGAUAUAAAUGUGCAUAAAUUGGACUUUUCUGCCGACCCCGCAAAACAAGCGGCCGUCGUAUCUGCGUUCAGAAUAAACAGUAUUAGAAUACUCAUAAGCGCCGCAGGUCGAGACGCGUGGGGCUUUGACGAGUAUCACCCAGUCAAGCGCAAGGGCACAAACCUCAGCUCAGACGGCGGUAUCGGGUAUACUAUCGUAGAUACGCUCGAUACAAUGCACAUCAUGGGACUCGAACAAGAAUUUGCAGAAGCACGCGAAUGGGUCGCACGCGAGUUGACCUUCGAUAGAGAAGGAAAAUUCAACACGUUCGAGAUAACCAUUCGAGUCCUCGGGGG
Molecule: messenger RNA, 587 nt
Organism: Acaulospora colombiana
Lineage: Eukaryota; Fungi; Glomeromycota; Glomeromycetes; Diversisporales; Acaulosporaceae
Source: the annotation of a GenBank genome assembly